Molecule: messenger RNA, 898 nt
Organism: Dermatophagoides pteronyssinus (European house dust mite)
Lineage: Eukaryota; Metazoa; Arthropoda; Arachnida; Sarcoptiformes; Pyroglyphidae
Product: sugar transporter SWEET1-like
Biological process (GO): carbohydrate transport
Cellular component (GO): membrane
Molecular function (GO): sugar transmembrane transporter activity
Source: RefSeq, a predicted model, not a curated record
UCUUUGGGUUUCACUCGAGGAUUAUCAUAUACCAAACACAGAUAUUUUAGCAUUUUUUAAAUUAAAUUUUGUAAAAAGUUUUUUAUUUUCUCUAGUAAAACUUUAAAAAAAUGGCUUUAGUCGAAUUUGUUGGUCAAGUGGCAACUAUAAUUACACUUUUUUCAUUUUUAACCGGAAUUCCAAUAUGUCGAAAUAUUCAAUUAUCUGGUUCGACUGAUAAAUUUUCUUCGUUACCAUUCCUUGUUGGAAAUGUUUGUGGUUAUCUAUGGCUUCGUUAUGGUUUAAUGUUAGGUGAUCCAACAAUGACUUUUGUUAAUAUUGUCGGUUUUACAUUACAAUCAUUAUAUCUAAUUUGGUUUUAUAUUUAUACAUUUCCAAAGAGCAAAAUUAAUCGUGCAAUUAUUGCUGUACUUUCGAUGUUAUUAUUUGUACAUUUAUAUAUUAAAUAUACAAAUGAACCAGAAUAUUUUGUCGGUUUAAUGGCAUGUUUAUCAUCAUUAUUUUUUUCCAUAUCACCAAUGCCAUUAGUAUUCGAAGUAAUACGUACAAAAUGUACUGAACAAUUACCAUUCAGUUUAAUAGCAUCAUCAUUUUUGGUUACAUUAUUAUGGUUUAUAUAUGGUUCAUUGAUUGGUGAUGCAUUUGUUCAAAUACCAAAUGGUUUAGGUGCAUGUAUUUAUGGUGUACAAUUAAGUUUAUUUACUAUAUAUCCAUCUAAACGUAAUAUACAGAUUUUAUCAUAUAGUUUAAAACAAACGGAAAAAUUAUUAAUAACAAAUGUUUCACCAAUGAUCGAAAUGAACAUUUGAUUUGAAUAACAUAACAUAACGAACGAACGAACGAACCGGUUAUCUUUCCUACUAAUAUGUUUUUUUUUUGUGUGAUACAUGAAAUCUAU